AGGAAGGAAGUCGCUGGCUAAUCGGCAGGCUCAUCAGAGAGCAAAGAGGCGGCGUAAAGCAGGAAGUGCAGAAGAGCUACUGACCCAUGCAGCACAUGAGCAUCACCAGAUCUAAGACUUCAGGAACUAAAACAAAUAAAGACAAUGUCCACUAAUGCUGGCACUGAAGACACAGAGGAAGACGAUGUAGAAUUUGUGUCUGAGGCUCCACUUAGACCUGUUCUGGAGUGCAUCGACCUGCUGAGUGAUGGAGAGGAUGAUGCAGGAGUGUGUACGAUUGAGGAUCAGGUGGACAGACAGAAGGCCCAAGCAGCUUCAACCCUGGACAGACUGGCUCGCCAGGUAGCUGUGGAAAAACAGGAGCGGGCAGAAAAGUGUAAAGCCUUUAAGGAGAAGAUGAUCUCUCAGCAAGCUCACGGCCGUCGCGAGUUAGCAGUGAGUCGAUACAGCAACGAGGACAACAGUGAUGCCAAACGCUGCGUGGACAUCUGGCUGAAAAUGCCAGGAUUAAAGCCUGGUAUCAUCAAUACUGGCAUGGGCUGGAGGCGCAGAUCUGCUCCCAAUCCCUCGUUAAGAUCCGCCCCUCAAACCUGCCCUGUCAUUAACUGUGGACGGGUAUAUGAAAAUGGCCCUCUGCUUGAGGGUCACCUUAAAAGAUUUGACCACUCUCCAUGUGACCCUACAAUCAUGCUUAAGGGCAGCCCUGCUUCUGUGUAUGCCUGUGUCGCGUGUGCUCGUCAUUUUGACACCAAAGAGCUUUGGAGAAUGCAUCUGGACUCUCAGUUGUCCUUGUCUAAUACUGGUGGUCAUGACAGCUCUCAGACCUGCCAGUUGAUUGUUUGCUUCGCUUGCCCUGCCUGUUUCCUCCUCUUUAACAUCAAAGAUGAGUGUCUCCAACACAUGGCAGCCAAAAACCACUUCACACCCUCUGUCUCUUUCCAUGAGAUGAAGUCAUCAGGACCAAUUCCAGUUCCACGAUAUGCAAAGAACCGGCUAAUUGCUUUAUGUAAAGAUAUUGCAUUCAGAGUCAAAUGCACAGCUUGCUCAAAGGUGCUUACUUCACACAUGGAAGCCAAGGCUCACUUCAAUGUGCACUGCAGACAAGGCUGUGCUAUUGCAGAAGCUGAUCAAAGUAUGGCUGAGGUCAUGAAGCAGCUCACAGUUUUGAGCCAGUGCUCUGCCUGCUCCAAAAUCUUCCUAAGCCAAAGACAGAUGGAGGAACACAAAGAACAAACUCAGCACGAGGUGGAGACGAUCAGCAGGAUGGAGCGAGCACUUUUGGUCUACAGCAACUACAACGAAAUCCGACAAAACCUCAAGGGUACAACCAGUCACUCCUCUAAACAAGCCAGUGCAACCAGAUCUUCAUCACAUAAGGAUAGAAGAGAUAAAAACGACUGCCUGUGGUCCCCUGCCAAGCGGCAGAGACUCUCCACCUCAAGUCCUCAAGCUAAAUGUGAUAGUCCCUCGACCCUCGCCUGGUUCUGCGAAUGUGGCCUGCAGUUCCUGGAAGAGGAUCAAGCCAGCAAGCAUCUUCUAGCAGCCAACCAAAUCUUUCACAAGUGUGCCGUCUGUGGUAAGCUAAUGGGCGAAUCGUCCAUCGCUCGUUUGCACAUGAGCCGGUUCCACGGCGGCGCUCAUCUCUCCAACUUCCUUUACCACUGCAGGCUGUGCAAAGUAGACAUGCCAAGAAUUGAGCACAUCCUGUCUCAUGUUGGUGUUUCCCAUCAAGGGCACACCUUUUAUGAAGAAAGAGAAAAAACUAAAGAAGAACAGCUGUCCUAUCCUUCACAGAAACCAUCCACUACUGUAAACAGCAAGCCAGCUGUUUCCCCUCCACACGAAAUCAGAAGCAAGGAACGGUGGCUGUGCCGAAUGUGCGAGGAAAUCUUUGACUCCGAAGCUGUGGUCCUCAAGCACUGCAGCGACGUGACCAGUCACAGCUUUCAAAGGUUCGCUUGUGGCCACUGUCCGCAGAAGUUCUUUAAAGAGUCGACCCUCCGCCGGCACUGUGCUAAUGAGCACAAUAAUCAGCUGCUCCUUCGCUACUUCUGCGGACUCUGUGACAGCAUGCUGUACGACUCUGAGCAGGAGUUCCUAGAGCACUAUGCCAACCUGCACAGCAAGGAUUACUACCACUUGGACAAAACAGAGAACGGAUCUUUUUCAGUCCCAGACAGUUCUGAUGAGGUACCAACAACGAGUAAAAGCCUUCCCCAACUCUGUCCAUGCAUGGGCUCUCAAAAAGCCAAAGAGGAAACCAAGUCCACCUUUACCAGAUGCAUGAAACAGCUGGCCAUAGAAGGCAAAUGUGGAUACGUCUGUCAUCGAUGCACAGCCAAAACAGGCUCUUACGCGGAAAUGAAAACGCACAUGCACUUAAAGCACGAGGCUCUGGGCAAGGACAAAAGCUUUAGUGUUGUAUGCGAGUCAUGUUCCGAGAGCCAUAAGGACGUGCCCGGUUUCCACUCACAUUACCAUGCCCAUCACUGCUUACUGGAGCCAUGUCUGUCCUCUCGAUGUGGUGGCUCGAGCAAGGACGACACCCUGCUCACGAAGAUUCUGAACGCAGAGGAAAUCUCUGUCGAAAAGAAUGCUGACGAGUUUCAGGAUGUAAAGACAGCUAUUGCUUCGAGCACCAUUUCCAAGGAUAACCAGGGUGACUUUGAUGAGGAGAUUAAACUGGCUUUGGCUUUAAGUGCAGAAGAAGCGAAGAAGCCAACUUCAUUUGACCAGGAGAUGGAAGAAGCUCUGAAGAGAAGCCUGGUGGACUUUUGAUCAGAAGCUACACACACACAAACACACAUAAUUUGUUCUUUUUCAUUUCAUUUGUUGUAAUGACUGUAAGCUGUUAAAUAUUUUUUGUGAAUGUGUUCUGAGGAGCAAAUAAAGAAAACUAAUGCUUAA
This is a messenger RNA of Hemibagrus wyckioides, 2907 nucleotides long. RefSeq names its product zinc finger protein 451 (gene znf451). The coding region runs from base 145 to 2778 and encodes 877 amino acids. Lineage: Eukaryota; Metazoa; Chordata; Actinopteri; Siluriformes; Bagridae. Gene Ontology annotation, cellular component: nucleus. The record is from RefSeq and is a predicted model, not a curated record. Gene Ontology annotation, biological process: regulation of transcription by RNA polymerase II. Gene Ontology annotation, molecular function: DNA-binding transcription factor activity, RNA polymerase II-specific; sequence-specific DNA binding. The transcript is spliced from 13 exons.